AUGUCGGAUAGACUUCAAGCUCGCAUGGAAUGCGACGAAUUUUGGGCUCCAAUUCAAGUUCGCAUCGCCAGAAUCGUUCUCACUUUGCGAAAUAUUCAAAUUGAUGAUUACGUGGAGAAUUUGAUAGAUAGCAUUUUCAUAAACAAUUGUGUCGAACAAAUCAACGACGCUAAGGACACCUGCAUGUUCGAAAACCAACACGAUCACGACGCCAUUCUGCAGCUUGUGCAAGUUGUGGAGGAAAGAUUGAAUGCUCUGUUGUGCCGCAUCGAAACUCAGAUCUGA
Caenorhabditis bovis is the source of this 285-nucleotide messenger RNA. NCBI's taxonomy places the organism in Eukaryota, Metazoa, Nematoda, Chromadorea, Rhabditida, Rhabditidae. The record is from the annotation of a GenBank genome assembly.